Protopolystoma xenopodis is the source of this 246-nucleotide messenger RNA. The record is from the annotation of a GenBank genome assembly. NCBI's taxonomy places the organism in Eukaryota, Metazoa, Platyhelminthes, Monogenea, Polystomatidea, Polystomatidae.
CAGUCCAACUUCCACUGGCUCACUGAUUUUUGUCCACCAAGCCGACUAUCUUGGCUUACUAUUGCAGCUUUGAUAAGUUAUCUUAUUGCCUUCGCACCUGGUCUCUCGCCCCUCCCGUGGACAAUAAACUCGGAAAUUUACCCUAAUUGGGCCCGUGGGCAGGGCAACGCAAUGGCUACUGCUGUCAACUGGCUUGCUAAUCUAGUCAUCAGUCUCACUUUUCUUAGUCUUAUGGAAGUAAAGUAG